AGCAGACUGACUUAGUCACACAGGCAGCAACGAUUGACUGAUUUGGGACACAAUAUCACAAUGCUGACUUGGACUCCUCAUCUUCUUGCACUUAUUUUCUACAUUCCCUAUGUAAUUACACAGUCAGUGUAUUGGGAACAUUAUGGAGGUCCAGUUGGAGGAUCCAGAUAUUCUGAAAUGACUGACAUCAAUGCAUCUAAUGUGGCCAAUCUAGAAGUAGCAUGGACAUUCAGAUAUGGGCCUAGUCCAUGGGGCUAUGAUUAUGACUUCCUUGCAUACACUCACCAAUCUACACCAAUAAUGGUAGAUGAUGGUUCUGGCAAUAAUCGUGAUCUUCUAUAUUUGUGUACACCAUGGAGGGCAAUAGUAGCAGUGAACCCAGCAACAGGUGCAGAGGUUUGGAGGAACAAUGAUGGGGCACAAACAGAGAGAGGAGGAACAUGUCGGGGUAUUGCUACAUGGCUUGAUCCACAGAAGACAGAAGGAUCCCUUUGUAAGAGAGUGCUCUAUAUCCCUACUCUUGACCUGAGGAUGAUGGCAGCUGAUGCUGCUACUGGACAACUGUGCCCUGACUUUGGUGAUGGAGGUUUUAUAAGUUUGAUCCUUGAUAACUGGGACUGUGAAGGGAGAGGUCAGUGUAUAUCGUACCAUAACCCUCCUGCAGUUGUUGGUGAUACACUCGUCAUCGGUCAAGGCAUUAAUGACAACUUCGUCAUGAACACGCCUAAGGGACUGCUCCCUGCAUUCAAUGCAAGAACUGGGGCUAAUGUAUGGAACUUCACAAUCAUCCCAACUGACCCUAAUGACCCUGCCAUGGCCACUUGGCUCAAUGGAACUACUGAUGGAGUUGGCUCAGGGAAUGCAUGGGCUCCACUAAGUGGUGAUUCUGAACUAGGUAUUGUUUAUGCCCCCACUUCCUCAGCCUCAGGAGAGCACCAAGGUAUUCACAGACCAGGGGAUAACCAUUACUGCAACUCUGUGGUUGCCCUUAAUGCCACUACGGGGGCCUUGGUCUGGUUCAAACAGCUGGUCCAUCAUGACAUAUGGGACUAUGAUCUUAAUGCCCAACCUACAGUAGGUAUCAUAACUCGUGGAGGUGAAAGACGGAAGGUUGUACUACAGGGUACCAAGAUGGGUUUCUUGUUUGUGCUGGAUGCCCUGACUGGAGAGCCUGUAUUCCCAAUAGAGGAGAGGCCUGUACCAGCAAGUACUGUUCCUGGAGAAAUAGUGAGCCCUACUCAACCAUUCCCUGUAGAUGACUAUCUGAGAAUGUCUGCUGAGAGCAUCAACAUGAGGGCUGGCCAGGACCUCUGGGGGAGGACCAUCGAAGGAGAGAUCUACUGUGAGAAUGAAUUCAUGGAUGGGAUCAAUCCAGAUGGCAGAAUAUAUAAUCCCGCUACUACUACAGCAGGGGAGAUCUGGGUACCUGGCAAUCACGGGGGCAUGAAUCUGGGUGGCACAGUAGCACUGGAUCCUGUGAGGAGUAUCACAGUUGUAUCUCUAAACAACCACCCAGGAGUUGUUCAGCUGGUGCCCAAUGGUAUGCUCCCAGAGCUGGCCCCUGAAUGGUGCAAGAGCCUUAACCAGCCAAUAGACAUGCCUUACUGGGAGUGUACUGCAUGGAACAUGAUGGACGACACUGCUGACACAGAGCCCUGCCAUAGACCACCUUGGGCUAAGCUCACUGCAGUUGAUCUAGAGAAUGGACGCCAGCUAUGGAGUGUAACUAAUGGGUAUACACCUGAUGUUGGGGCUGAUGAGGCUACUGAGGGUAGCAGAUGGACUGGAGGGGGUAUCCUAUUGACAGCAGGGGGGAUAGUGAUAGUAUGUAAUACAGAGGACAGACAUCUAAGAGCACUGGACAUCAACACUGGAGCAACACUCUAUGAAUCUGCUCAGCCAAUGCCAGCUCAUGCAGCAGGGGGACCCAUUACAUAUAAAACAGGUGGAAAACAGUAUAUUGUCACAACAGCAGGUGGCCACAACAUGUUUGGAAUGCCUGUAGAAAACAGAAUACGUAGCGACUAUCUCUAUGCAUACGCCCUACCUGAUGCACCCACCGAAUAAAUUAGUGAUGAACACAUAUGUUUCAUAAGAAAGCAUAGAGGACAUUGAAAAAUGUUGAUUAUAGACCCUUUGCUAUAAAAUCUUUAGACUUUAUGGAUAUUUUCAUAUCAAAACACAUACAUAUGCGACUUAGAUUUUCUCUAGUCAGAUUUAAAAAA
Messenger RNA from Owenia fusiformis, 2225 nucleotides. Lineage: Eukaryota; Metazoa; Annelida; Polychaeta; Sabellida; Oweniidae. The record is from the annotation of a GenBank genome assembly.